UCGUGCAACCCUAGCUUGGAUCAUGGAGGCGGCUUCUAGAACCGUGAAGGACGUCUCGCCUCACGAUUUCGUGAAGGCGUAUGCCGCCCACCUCAAGCGAUCCGGAAAGAUGGAACUUCCGCACUGGACAGAUAUUGUUAAGACUGGGAGGUUCAAGGAGCUUGCUCCUUAUGACCCUGAUUGGUACUACAUCAGAGCUGCUUCCAUGGCAAGAAAGAUCUAUCUGAGACAGGGUAUUGGUGUUGGUGGUUUCCAGAAGAUUUAUGGAGGGCGCAAGAGAAAUGGAUCCCGUCCACCACAUUUUUGCAAGAGCAGUGGUGCAAUAGCUCGCCACAUCUUGCAGCAGUUGCAGAAUAUGAACAUUAUUGACAUUGAUCCAAGAGGUGGGAGGAAAAUAACUUCCCAGGGGCAACGUGACCUAGAUCAAGUAGCGGGCCGGAUUGUCCUUGUACCUUGAUGAGUUGCUGCAGUUCUGGUCCCUGUCAUCAAUGAAGAGAUUUUGGUUAUGGUCUUUGGCAUUUUUGGUUUUAGGAUUUCUCCAUUCACUUUAUAAUUGUCAACUUUUAUAUUAGUAUUGGAAACUCUUAUGGGCAGGUUGUGUUAUUCUCUAUAAUCCUUUUCAUUGUUUGCUAGUAAACUCAUUUUUAUCCAUGGUCUGAUACGUUAGUAAUGGUGCUAAAAAAUUUGAACUUUGACCAUUGUUGGGCUGGUAAUGCAUGCGAAAUUCUGU
Molecule: messenger RNA, 730 nt
Organism: Elaeis guineensis (African oil palm)
Lineage: Eukaryota; Viridiplantae; Streptophyta; Magnoliopsida; Arecales; Arecaceae
Product: small ribosomal subunit protein eS19x
Biological process (GO): translation; ribosomal small subunit assembly
Cellular component (GO): cytosolic small ribosomal subunit; ribosome
Molecular function (GO): structural constituent of ribosome; RNA binding
Source: RefSeq, a predicted model, not a curated record